ACGCCAUUUUUGUUGGGGAGCAGUCGUGUUCAGAAAAUCAGGAUUAGGUCCAAAGCAGUUACAUUUGACGUGAUCUCGUUUGAUCAGCCCUUCGAGUUGUCCUCGAGUUGGACAGCUUGUUGUCCGCCACACUCAGACAAUGUCGUCGGAAAACCUUGACUCGGACACGCAGGUGGACUACGAGGACGAAAAACAGGACUCGCAGGAAAAGAACGCAAACCCAGUGAAGGCAGAGGAGGCCAAGCUGAAAGCGAAGUACCCCGGCCUGGGCCAAAAGCCUGGAGGCUCAGACUUCCUGAUGAAGAGACUACAGAAAGGGCAAAAGUAUUUUGACUCGGGAGACUACAACAUGGCCAAGGCCAAGAUGAAGAACAAGCAGCUACCUGUGGCAGGACCUGACAAGAAUCUGGUGACUGGUGACCACAUCCCCACACCGCAGGACAUACCGCAGAGGAAGUCGUCCUUGGUGACCACCAGCAAACUAGCUGGCUAGCCUUCGUCAUCCCAGGAGCGCCCUCGACUCCCCUCCUCCCUGGGAUCCCAGGAAAAUGCCCCUCUUCCAUCUCAACUGUUCCCAAUAUGUCCACUCCUUCCCUCCUUUUGCUUCUUUUUUUUCAUCCCCAGGCACCACUGGCUUUAACAUAUCGGGCAGAGUUGUAUAAGUUAAAACUCCCAUUUGCUUGUAUGUAGGCGGGGUGGGAGGAAUGGAGGUUUGGGGUGGCCACAAGGCUGCAGCCCUCUCUGCCUUUUCACCUCGUACAUCUCCAUGUCCUCUGCACACGGCUCUACCGCCUCCCUUAGAUCUUGGUUUUCUUCAUUCCAAGAUGCGUUACAGUAGGUGUGUGUCAUGAGGCAGGUUGGAUGGGGUGAGUUAUUGCACUUUGUAUUCUGUAUAGUAUGUUUAGUUCUUUUUUGCAUCCUAAGUGACACCAAAAUAUGUGUAAGGGAGUUAGGAACCAUGACUGCAACUACGGUUUGUUUUUUUUUCCUGUUCCAGUGGUUUGCUUCGGCAGGAGGUGUUGAAGCUGUAUGUGAAUAAUCACUUGCGUACCAAAUCUGUGAGGGGGAGCUGUUUAGUUGGACACUGUUUUGUUUUUUUACUGACUCCCUGUUGGCAAACGAGUGGAGUGUACUUUUCAUCUCGCCCUUCAGUAACUUUUCAUCAAAAUGUAACCGUGGGUCAACCGCUGCGGCUUAGGCAAAUGGGGGAUUUAGAUCUUUUUAUUUCACUUUUGCUCUUUUUGUCUUUAAAUAUGCUGCAUGGUUGUAACUUUUAACAAAAAGAGGCUAAACAUAGUUUUUCAAAACGGCUGUGGAACAUCGGAUUAGCGAUUCAGAGGAAUUAAAAACAAACACACAAAUUGCUGUAACGUCCACAGUCGUAUUUCCUCUCUGUGCAUUUUGCCGUCCUGACAAUCCAUUUACGCACGCACGCACACGUUCGCAGCCCAAAGCAAGAACCGGCUGAUUUAGUUACCCUUGUAUUUCUUUAUAUUUAAGACUGGGAUCUCUAGUACUUGUUGAGUUCGGUCUUAGUUGAGCGGCAGUUGCGUUGCAUCAAGAUGUGUGUUUACUAUGAGCCUAUAAGAUUAAUGGGGGGAUAGGAGCGCCCCUUGCAGAGUAUAUGCGAUACUCUCACAAGCACGUAGUUGGUGACGAGCCCGGCGCUUCGAGGACGAGCCCGGAUAGCACCCCUUUGAGAACUGGCAGUGUAAAAAUCGUCUUUUCUGGGAUUUUAGAUUAUUUACGAACUGAGCUAAGUUCUGCACAUCAGGACCAGAGGGUGUGGAUUCAACUCUGUUUUCAGAUUAGACUCUUGCAGCUUCAUAUUCGAGCGGCAGGUUGACGGCAACAGCUCAUACACCGUUUGCUGGAAUGAGCAGAAAAUUCUAAUCUGCCUUCGUUUUCUGCACACGAUUUUACGUCUUUAAUUGCUUUAAAGUAAUUAACGUUCAAACACUAAAUUAAUUGCGUUUGACGUCCUGCAAAUGCCCCCGAACUGACGCUUGACCAACCUCAGGGGUGUUUGUAUGUAGACGGCAGGCAGUCUAAUAAGAGCAGCGCAGGCUUUACGUGGAACGCUCCACGUCUGCAAGAGCACAGCGACAGGUUUUAUUGCACAUCGUGACGGGGCAAAGUAUGUGCUCAUUAAGCCCCACUUGUGAGUCAACCUGUGAAGACGGGGCAGAGCGAUCACACCAUCCCCAGACUUUGAAUGUUCACCUUUCACACACUUUAAGGAUCUGAACUGGACGCUUGCACUCGCUCCUUUGGAAUACGUGUAGAUUACUGCUUCAGGGAACCUUCACAGACUUGCACUCCACCACGUAGGGUAAACGAUAGGACAUUUCACACAACUACAUGUGCAACCUCACUUGAAAACGUGUCAAAUUUGCAGCGAGUGAAAGAAAAGUGACGUGUGCAUAAGACCUUGUUAUGGUGCUGUAUGAAUGUGAUGCUUUCCUCUAGACGGUUGUAAAUAGACGACAGGAUAUCAUUUUUUUUUUUUUUUACGUUUCCCUUCUGCUUUUCAGUCUUUUGUAGCCUGAGCUGUUAUCUGACUCUGUGGUUCCUUUCUCCUCACAGUUUAACGCUAUUUCUGCUCUAUCUUGGUGUAUUGCAGAGGCUUUGUGAAUCUGUAUUAUAGAAAAAUGUGUGUAAAUGCUGCUGGUUCAAAGACAAAUCUGAGACGAUGCCCUGUAACCAACUCCUGUCCUCUUCCUUUUAGAUGUCUGGUUCGCUCCUUUUAAAUUGACCACGCGAGUCCGUUUUUAAUGAAUAACGCCGUUCAAUUACAUUUUAAGACGUCGCUGAAUUUAGUCCAGUUUCUGUGGUGUGAUUCUGAAAUGCAUUUUAUCUGGAAAUCAAUAAGAACAAACAUUUUAGGCAUCGUUUGGUUUAAUUUUCUUUUUUUUUCCCCUGUUAGAUUUGGUCAAAGAAAUCGAUCUGAAUACACGAAACACUAGGCAGGGGUUCUUCAUUGCUACUUGACAUUUAGCUUCGCACGGAGCAGUUCAACAAUAAGAAAUGGACAGGGCAUGUUUUAAACCCCCACAGACAGGGUGUGUCAUUCAGCCACGCUAAAUACGUGCCAGAAUGUAUAAAAAAAAU
Nematolebias whitei (Rio pearlfish) is the source of this 3111-nucleotide messenger RNA. RefSeq names its product endosulfine alpha b (gene ensab). NCBI's taxonomy places the organism in Eukaryota, Metazoa, Chordata, Actinopteri, Cyprinodontiformes, Rivulidae. Gene Ontology annotation, cellular component: cytoplasm. Gene Ontology annotation, molecular function: protein phosphatase inhibitor activity. The transcript is spliced from 3 exons. The record is from RefSeq and is a predicted model, not a curated record. Bases 140 to 493 code for a protein of 117 amino acids.